AUGUUUAAGAAUUUGAAUGAAGGUUGUUUAGAAUAAAUAGAUGAUAAAUGUCUAAUUUGUUAAGAAGGUUGGAUUUAAGAUGAAUAUCUAGAAAAUUGUCAUCCAAUUUGUGGAGAUGGAAUUAUUCAAGGUUAAGAACAAUGUGAUAAUCUAUAAUCUAAUUAAUCUUGUUAUCAAUGCAAAUUUUCUUGUAUUUAAUAUUGUUAAAUUUGUUAAAAUGGAAUUUGUUUAUAAUGUAUUGAUGGAUUUGUAAUUAAUACCAAUUUUCAUUGUGAUCCUAUUUGUGGAGAUGGCAAUUUGACCCCAUAUUCAGUUGAAUAAUGUGAGCUUGCUGUAAAUGGAGUAUGGGAUAGUUGUUAGGAUUGUUUAUUUAUUUCAAUCCCUAAUUGUAAAUCUAGCUACUUUUCAAUUUGCUUAGAGUGCGAAGUAGGAUUUUAAAUGUUAGAAAACGAGUGUUCUCCUUAUUGUGGAGAUAAAUUCAUUCUCUAAUAAUAUGAGGAUUGUGAUGAUGGAAAUUUUCAACCUUAUGAUGGUUGUUAUUAAUGCAAGUUUUAAUGCAUUGAAGAUUGCAACGUAUGUGAUAGAGGAUAAUGCAUUUUAAAAUGUGGAGAUGGAUACGAGUUUGUUAAUAACAAAUGUCUCUCGGUUUGUGGUGAUUAAAUAGUAACAAAAGAAGAAGAUUGUGAUGAUGGUAAUACUAUAUAAUUUGAUGGUUGUUAUCAAUGUAUAUAUUCUUGUCCAGAAAAUUGCUAUGAUUGUUAUCAAGGUACUUGUUUAGAGUGCAAUGAAUAAUACUAAUUACUGAUUUCGAAUUAAUGCAAAGAAUUAUUUAAUUGUGGAGAUGGGUUGAUUUAAGGAUAAGAGGAAUGUGAUUCUGGUAAUUAUGCAGCCAAUGGAUGUAAGAAUUGUUUAAUUGAAUAAAAUUGGGUUUGCAUUACAGUAACAAAAUAUUAACCUAGUUAAUGCACAUUUGUCAAAGCUCCAAGCUUAAUUAUUAAUUAUCUCAAUAUGACUUAAAAUAAAUAAUAUAUAAGCAUCAAAUUUAAUUAAUAAGUAAAAAUAUUCACAAAUUAACCCUUAUCAGAAACUUUAAAAUUUGAAUUAUCUGACAUACACAAGAAGUACUGGGAAAGCAAUUUAUAUAUUAUAUAGGAUGUUGGAUCAUACUUAAGUUUUGGAGAAUAUGUUUUCUAAAUAGAAGUGCUCUAAUUAUUAAAAUUUAGACCAAUUUUAAAAAUUGUAGUAAAUCAGAAAGUUUCUAAUAUAGAUGAUGCUAUUUUGGAUGAUUUUAAAAAAUAAAUAACAUUGCAGUAUCCAAAUUAUCUAGAUGAAACACAGAAGGAGUAUUCUUAUAAUCUGAAGAGGCUUAAUAAAUAUUUAAUUUACAUCCUAUUCGCAAUUACUAUUAUCAGUCUAUUAUUUGGAAGUGGAGAUUUAUUUGUUGAGAUUAUGGCAAUCCUUUAAUUUUAGCAAUACUUAAGAUAUAUCAAUUUAUAAUUUCCUGAAAAUUUAGAUAUUUAUUUUUCUAUUAAUGAUCUGAUAACUAUUUAGCCCCUCUUGGAUUUGAUGUAAUUUCAGCAAAUAUUUCAGUUUAUUGAUAUGUAGCAAGAUUAGGAAUAUUCUGAUGGAAAAUUUAAUGUUUACAAAUAAAACUCAAGCUUGAUCAUCAAUCUUUCUUGCCAAAUAUUGUAAUGCUUCGUGUUUUUACUCCUUAUUAUCUUGAAUAAAUGGAUUAAAAGAGCGUUGUACAUAUCAAUAUUUCUUCCUAGGUUCAUUUCCUAUAUGUCAUAGCUGUCAUUACAUAUAAGUCCAAAAUUAUUUUUAAAAUUAGUUAAUCAUUUUAUAAAAUUUGCCUCUAUUUACUUAAAUUGGAAAAAUUUAUAUCUUUCUAAGGAUUGUAAAAAGCCUUACUUAUAAAUGGAUGGGAUAUGA
This is a messenger RNA of Paramecium octaurelia, 1932 nucleotides long. The record is from the annotation of a GenBank genome assembly. Lineage: Eukaryota; Ciliophora; Oligohymenophorea; Peniculida; Parameciidae.